AUGACCACAAUGGAACAAACUAUUGAUUCUAAAACAAUACAACUACUAGAAUUACUAGAUAAAUAUCAACAAUUGACAACAUCAAAUCGAGAAAAUUUCAUCGAUGGGUUUUCCAAUUUAAGUCGAGCCAAUUUUCAAAAUGAUAAAAGUAAAUAUGGUUUAGAAAAAUUUGAUUUCCGAUGUUAUAAAGCAUGUAAAAUAAUUGAUAUUAAACAUGAUAAAUUUGAAUUGAUUAAUAGAUUAAUGAAAGUGAAUAAUAAUAAUAAUAAUAAUAAUAAUAAUAAUCUUGCAACAACAGAUUCUACUUCAAGUGAUGAGAAGGAAUCAUCAAAAACUAUAAGAAAUAGAAAAGACGAGAAGAAAACAACAACAGCAACAACAACAACAACCACAUCAGAAGAUAUUGUGGAGAAGACUGAUCAUGAUGAAUUUAGAGAUCCAAUUAAACAAUUUGGAACAAUUGUGCCGUAUGAAUUAUAUAAAUGUCAAGAAAAUUUUAAUAAUGGAUUAAAUCAAUUGAUUCAAAUUAUAAAUUUACAAAAACAAAUUAAUCAAUUGAUUCAAGAAUUAAAUUAA
Molecule: messenger RNA, 576 nt
Organism: Candida dubliniensis CD36
Lineage: Eukaryota; Fungi; Ascomycota; Pichiomycetes; Serinales; Debaryomycetaceae
Gene: VMA22
Product: Vma22p
Exons: 1
Coding region: 1-576 (191 amino acids)
Biological process (GO): vacuolar proton-transporting V-type ATPase complex assembly
Cellular component (GO): Vma12-Vma22 assembly complex; extrinsic component of endoplasmic reticulum membrane
Source: RefSeq, a predicted model, not a curated record